Messenger RNA from Hymenoscyphus albidus, 1301 nucleotides. Lineage: Eukaryota; Fungi; Ascomycota; Leotiomycetes; Helotiales; Helotiaceae. The record is from the annotation of a GenBank genome assembly.
AGAAUCCACCCAGUGCCACCAGACUUUGAGGGUCAGAAGGGUUAAUCUUUGCCCCGCCCUCCACCUUCAAGAAGAUGCUUUCCAGAGUCCUUCAUGCCACAUUCCGAGCCUCCAACCGAGCAUCUCCUCUUACUCUCGCAACACCAUCCGUACCUCUGUUCUCCAAACCUCCACGCCCUCUCCAAUGGCAAGGCCUUCGAUUCCAAUCCGAAUUCCGUCGACCCGGAGGUAGAAGGCGCCCGCAAAGCUCUUGGGGUCGUCAAUAUGAUCCAUACGCUCACCGAAGUGCGAAGCCUUUCCUCACAAGCGAACAAAUUUUGAGAACAUUCCGAAAUCCCCAAACUCAUGUCGUUGGCGCAGCCAUCGCUGGGGGUGGAGUCAUAUUUUAUGUUACACACCAAGAGGAGGUGCCUGUGUCAGGGAGAACCAGAUUCAAUUGCUAUAGCGACAAGACGGUGGAAGAACAUGGGGAGCUGCUGUACCAGCAUGUGAUGGCAGAAAAUGCGGGAAGAAUCUUGCCAGAAUCGGACAGAAGGUCUCGAAUGGUUAACAGGGUCAUGUCAAGACUAAUAGCAGCCAGCAACCUAGAAAAUGUGAAUUGGGAGGUUCAUGUAAUCAAAUCAAAUGGUAGGACCCGCUUUACUUCUGAAUACCCCCUAGGCUAAUCCUUUGACAGAAGUCAAUGCCUUCGUCAUUCCAGGCGGCAAAGUGUUUGUUUACAGUGGUAUACUCCCAAUUGCUCAAACUGACGACGGUCUUGCUACCAUCCUUGGUCACGAAAUCGCACAUAAUAUUGCUCGACACGCGGCAGAAUCCAUGUCCAGGACAAUUUUAUUAGAGCCCGUUCGAUGGUUUUCCUAUGCUCUGGAUGCUACUGGAUACACUGCUGGGUUUGGCCGUAUCUUGGGUGACUUGGCUUUGGACCUUGGUUUGACACGACCGGCAUCUAGAAUGCAAGAAAGCGAAGCUGAUUAUAUUGGACUUAUGAUGAUGUCGAAGGCGUGUUAUGACCCUACGCAAGCUCCUGGUGUCUGGCAGCGGAUGGAAGCUGCCCACCCAGGAGGCAUCCCAGCUUGGUUGAGCACACAUCCUACUGUUAGUUACUUCUUUCUCCAUCUUGAUAAACACCUACUGACCUGAACUAGAACAUGAGUAGAAUAGAAACCAUGCAGGGUUGGUUGCCCAAAGCUGAGUCUGCCCGAGCAGAAAGUGGUUGUACAGCAACGAUAGACUAUGCUCGGGGUUUCCAGGGCGCAUUGGGCGAUUUGGGUGCAUUUGGUGGCUGGGGAUCAAUGAGAUAA